UAGUUUAGCCUUCAAUACAAGAUCUAAUUUAUGUAGAAAGAAAUAAGAGACACAAAUGAACAAUUAUCAGUACGAGUAUCAAAAAAAAAAAAAAGACUUGCCACACGUUUCCUCCAGACUUUUGUAGCUGUAAACAAGAAAUCACAGAGCCUCUAAUUUGAGGUACGUUUUUUCAUCAUUUCCUCCACAGCGUUUGGCUCCAGACUGCUGUAAUCGAGCCAAUGGAAAGCCCUUCAGACUGUAUAGUAGAGGCUGAAGUCGACUCAUUUUUUCCAACAGCUUCAGGCUCCAAAGGAGCGCCGCUGCAAACACACUCACGCUGCUGUUUCCUACAAGUUUGGAGAUGCUCUGGUGGACAGCCAGCAGGGCCUGGCUCUGCUUCUCCUGCUGCCUCCUGCUGGGUGUCUGCUCCCAACCAGAGGACGGAGGACCAGAAGUGGUCCUGGAACAAGUGUCAGGAGAACCUGGCUUCGAGGAUUGGGAAAUGGGUUCUGGAUCUUCUCUGCUGCAUCUCUUCAACCACUUCCCUGCUGACAGCUCCUUUGUUUUUAAGGAGACCCCAAAAGAACCACUCAAUUGCACGCAGCGCUUCUGGUUGCCACCUUCCUCUCCGGUCUGCUGGGAAACUGUAGCAGAACCGGAGGAGUUCGCCAGGUCCCGUCUGCUUGUUCUGCAGAACAGGGCCGCGCUGCAGGCGGUGUCUGACCUGAGCGGGGUGGAGGAAGCAGGAGUUUCCUACAGCCACCAAGCCAGAGAGGAGGUCCAGGGCGUCCUGUCAGACCACCAGGAGGCGACGGAGAUAAUGCAAACCAUGGAGAAUGUGUUUGUCUCACUGGUGGAGAAGAGGAAAGAGGGGAAGGAGGAGGGCAUUCUUACUAGCAUAAGGGAGCAUCUUACCAACACAAAGGAGGCGAUGGAAGGAAAAGAGCUCCUGGCAAACAACCUGGAGAGCCGUUUUUCUACUUUAGAGAAGACUCUGCUCAACAUACACCUUCGACUCAACAAACUCAUUCGACAAUGAUAACAAUCAAAGCCCCCUCCAAGAGCCUCUGGUACAAGAGUUUAAAUGGUGCAUGCGUAAUAAAUUCCGAUGUCUAAGGAAAUGUAAAUUGUUAGCAAAAGAACAGAAAAAAAGUACAAACCCAUAACCUGAACACAUGUGGCUGUUCCAGUUUACGACUCCGAAUGAUCCGUACAGGCAUUUUACAGUCGUAUAAAACACCUUGUGAAACUCUAAUAUACUGAGUUCUGCAUAAGAAUAAGAGACUUGUCAAACUUGAGAGAUUAUAGUUUUUGUCUGUUUAUAUAGACAUAAAGGUUACCCAGCAAAACAUUGACAUGUAUUUUAAUCUAAAAUCUAAACAAUAAAUCCAUUACUAAAUAAAAAGGAAGCAUUCUGAUGUGUAGACGUUUAAGAUAUAUUGAAUUGUUAGACUAACAGAUGUUCAAAGUUCUUGGUGGCAAAUAGAGGUACAUUUUUUCAAAGAUGUUGAAAACAUCCAGUUUCAGUAAUCAGAUGUGUGAAGCUAACUGAGACACCCGUCCUUCAUCUGCAGUCAGUUCUAAUACUUUUUUUUUUUUUUUACAAAACUUAGAAAAGUGUGUCAUGCAUUUGUAUUUGGCCACCUUUACUAAAUGCAAUCUGCAGCAAACUGCACUCAAGUCUUCUGAGAUUUGGGGAAAACAUUAGAGAGCAAACAGCAUCAUGUACACAGAGGACCUCACCCGAAUGAGAGAUCCACAGCUGACAUGGGAUAACUUUUAUUAUGCUAGUGCUGAAAGGAAACACUAAUAAGUUGUGUUUACUUAUUCCAUACAUGGUGUGACAAUCGCUGUAUAUGGAAUAAGAUGUUGUUUUGGUCCGUUGAGACCAAAAUAUUACUUUUUUGCACAUAUGCCAAAUGCCUUUUGUAUGGGAAGACACUGAACACAUCACCCAAGCUUCAAGGCUGCAUAGUAUUAGUAAAAUAUAAACGGGGCCUGCCAAAGUGUAUCCAUCAGUUGGAACCCAGCGUUCUGAUGCUAAAAGUUAGCAUCAAUGCUAAAGUAAGCUACAAUGUACUCAAGACCAUGGGGCAAGUCACAAGCAUGUUGACCAACAUGGACUUGCACCAUUCAGUAUGUUAAAAUUUUGUUUAAGCUAAAAUUAGCCAAAAUGCUCAUAUUAGCAUAUGUGCCAGUAGCAUGCAGGUUUUCAUGUAUGCUACUGCAUGCACUAGCAUGCUGUCUUAAUUUGACUUGCCCCAUUCAGUAUACUAAACAUGUCUAAUAAAUAAGAAUUAUUUUAGGGAAAAGGCUAAUGCCUGUGGUGGGGGCAGUGAAAUGCUCUGUAUGGAAAAACCUGGUUAGUGUUUUGUCUUUUUUACGUUUCUAAUGCUGCACUUGUGUAAGGGGAAACUAUUUAAAUGUGUUUGUUCUGUCAAAUAACCCUAACUUACUUAA
Molecule: messenger RNA, 2442 nt
Organism: Poecilia reticulata (guppy)
Lineage: Eukaryota; Metazoa; Chordata; Actinopteri; Cyprinodontiformes; Poeciliidae
Source: RefSeq, a predicted model, not a curated record